GGAACGCAGCAACGAUGGCAGUACAUAAAGUGUGAUACAAACAAUUUAUUUUGGCCGAGCUAAAGCGGAAAAACAAGUGUAUAAAUACAAAACUAUACAGUAUGAGGGGGCUACAUUUUUUGGCAGUCCUUUUACAACUGAAAUUAGAAUUAAACUUUGGAGUGUGGAGAUACAAUAAUAUUUUGGAGGACGAAAGCUUAUUUACACUACAGAAUGCGGUUUUCUUCAAGUAUGAUGGAUCUGACCUUGUUGAAUGGGAGUAUCCUGAGUCGUGUAAUGUCAACAAUAAAAGCUCCCCGAAUGCCAUCAUGAAAUGCACUUCCACUGGUUUCAAAACGGUAAAGCCAUUGGUGUCUUCACUAGAGGAAGAAGAAACCAGGAAUCUUUUCAUCAUGGAUUCUUUUUUCAGUUUUAUCUGGUAUGCUGUAAUACCUAUGGACAGUGAUUCAACAGAUACAAGCUCCCAGAAAGUGAGAAUGUGGAUUGUUGAUCCCGAGCAAGCGGACCCUGCUGAAAUCGCCAAAACGGCAAUUGUUCCUUCUCUGCAAUCCAGGUAUAUCACUAAACAUUUCUACAACAACGGACAGUACCCAGUGAUCCAGAUGUUGAAUUCAACGCAGAAACUCCCAGGGAUUUUCCAGAAAGAUGGAUGGUUUUGGGAAGUGGCCAUCCCUGGUGACAGAGAAUACAACAAUGUUCGCAUUUAUGGUCAGCCAAUCAGUUUCCAGCAUCGCUUUGUUAUAGACAGUCAGCACACAUUUUAUGGGGCAGAACCCGAAGUUCCCAACGGGGGGCGUGAAGUGUCUUUGCGUCUGGCCCCAGGAUGCCCGUUAUCCUUGGUGUGGGGCACCUGCAAACCCUAUCAGGCUCUGCUCCUCUCCGACUCAGGAACCCUAAUAACUAAGAAUGCCUUCCUCACUUCCGAGGAGCUUAAGGUGGACCCAGGAAUGUUGCCUGUCCCUCUUGAGGGAUAUUUCACUGUGGACCAAGCAGCUCUUCUUGAGGACGGCAUCAUAUUCAGAAUAGAUGGCGCCCUGUACUGGAGGGAUAACCAGGAUGGCGUGCUGACAGAACAUCCGCAGCUUCCCACGAGUGGAGUGAAGGGUCUCUAUCAGAGAACGUGCUGCGUAAGUCACUACCCGGGUCAGGAUACUGAACUCAGCUCUAUAAUUGUGUGGAAGGACCAUUUGUUGCUUCUGGGCCCUAAGCAAUUGAAAAACCCGGGUAGGUCAAAUUUUCUACAAAUUGUGCUGACGCUCCCGCCAAGCGUUACCAUUUUAACAGCGUCGUUCGGCUCCCAGCCGCCAUCCCUGGCCACUCUGGUGAUUAACGACAAUCCAAGCGCCAUCCUCCGCCCCGUCCUCAUCAGUUACAAUGAACUCAGCCCUGGUUGGAUAACCAGUACCUUCAUGGCCAAGUUGAAGCCUGAGGACAUACCCAAAGGGCCGUUCCGAAUGCGCUUCCUAGAAUCAGCCCAUGCAUCCCUAUUGCUGUGGAACGAAGAGACCAUCCUCUACAGCUUUCACAACGACAACGACUGGGGGGAGGUCAGACCCUUUAAUGCCUCACACAUCAGUGCCGCAGCUCAAGGCAGUAAAAUUCACCAAGUGUCCUUGGAUCACCAAUGGAACAUGCUGGUGAAGAUGGAGAACAACAUGCUGUUCUUCGGUAAAGUGGGCAUGCACGAGGUGGUGCUUCUGCCCCAGUGGAUGGAGCCGGCCAGUCGCACGGUCCUCUACCUGGACCAGAAAGAGCAGUUUAACAUGCUCACCCUGACGCCCGAGGGACUGCAUGUCCACAAGUACCCAAUGACCAUGGAGACUAGGAGCGCAAUGAAGGGCAGCUACCACGAAUGCCCCUUUAUUUCCUUUGAGCACAGCAUGAACUCUGUUUGUUAUAACAUCGAUAAGGGAGAGAAGAUAGUCCUGUGGGCUAAGGUAGUUUAUCCAGAAGGCAAAGGUGUUUAUGUCAGGUUCCUUAGCAACAGGAAUGACCUUCUUUUGAUUACGCAGAAGUCUUUCUUUGAGGGUGUGAACAGUGUGGACACUGUUAACAUGACCUUUCUAAUCAGCCAGGAAGUGGACUACAGUGACCCAACAAGUUACACAGAUUUAAUAAAAAAAACAAGUGGCAUUGUUACCCUGGAACUAAUACCCAACCAGAUUGGUAACACAUGUAAUUUGCCAAAGACUCGGAUAUCCAACUUUAAUGUUGGCUGUCCACCAAAUAGACAUAUUCGUGUUGCUAGGCCUUGGGGAAUGCCUUGUGAGAUGAACAGCCUCACCAACUAUACAAUUCCAAGGUCUGUACUCCGAAAUCCACCUCCAGAAGAUCUAGUUGUGAAUUAUGACUGGGAUACAUUUGGAUGUCUACUUGAAACUCACUAUAAAAAUCCAUUUCAGCCAACCCUUGUCCUAUAUGACGGUGACAACUUUGUUCGAAAUGUGAAUGCCAACUUCAUAGUGUGGGAAAUAUUUGGUCGGAUGGACUAUUCUUUCAAUGAAACCAUGCGUCAGGUUGGCUGUCUCUGUGAAGCUCAGACUUGGAGGUCUUUGUUGACUCCAGGGCAAAGCCUGGGGGAGGCCUGGGGUCCUGAGAACUACAGGACUUGUUUUGGGGUCAUCCCUGGCAAGUUGGGGAACCUGGACACGCAGUAUGAAAUUAUGAACAGUAGUUCCAACAACUUCCUGACAUUUUCCCAGGUGAACAGUGCUAUCUAUGUGUUCAGUGUGAAGGUACUGGACCCCAAUUACAGCUUCUGUGACCUUCGUGCUGUGUUUGCCAUCAAAACCUAUGGUGUCACAAUUCCGAAGUAUGAGUAUAUAACUAAAUAUAUGGACCAAGUGUUUGUCUUUUUCACACUCUGUGUACUGGGCUACAGUUUCUGCCGAUAUGUGAAGAUUUUCAGGAGUCUGAUGGCAACCAGAAGGCAAGAAUUGGUAUAGGUAAUUCAGCUACAUGAACAAUGUGGAUUUACAACUUAUUAUGUAAUACUUAAGUUUUACUUCAGUUAUGCACAUUGUUUAAUUGUAUACUGAAUGUCUUUGUUGUUUCCUAAUUGUCUUUGCAGUUUAUAAAAUGUUUAGUUACCAGUCUCAAAACUAUUGUUGAUCUUUAAGUUGUUAGUUUUCUUUUA
Molecule: messenger RNA, 3136 nt
Organism: Esox lucius (northern pike)
Lineage: Eukaryota; Metazoa; Chordata; Actinopteri; Esociformes; Esocidae
Gene: catspere
Product: catsper channel auxiliary subunit epsilon
Exons: 22
Coding region: 102-2945 (947 amino acids)
Biological process (GO): flagellated sperm motility; sperm capacitation
Cellular component (GO): CatSper complex; sperm principal piece
Source: RefSeq, a predicted model, not a curated record